AUGGCGCCGUGUCCCUGCUCUCUCAGUUACUGAAAGUGGCCGCCUCUCUGCUGCUGCCGACUCUAUGCUCACGGUCUCUCUCCUUACUCACAACCGCCAUUUUGGAGACAGAGAGCUGAGAGUCGGCUGCAGCAGAGGCAAAGCAAAAACGGCGGACACGGGGGAUAAGUGAUUGCCCCUCUCGGGCCCUGUACCUAUGGCCUCUGAGCAGGAUGUCGUGGGAGAUGCUACAUGCUCAAAAUUGGCCAAACCACUUCACCUGCAGUACCUUGAGCGCUCCCUCCGUCUGGACACCUUUUUAAAACAGACCGCUGCUAUUUUUAAUCAGAACAUUUCCAGUGAUGACAGUGAUGAUGGUUUGGACGAGGAGUCUUCUCUGGCUCUGACAACCCCACUGCUGGCAGUGAAAGAAGAUCCUGAGGAUGAGACCAAGGAUUCCUGCAGAGAUGGAACCCUUAAUGGAGCUCUGUUGCAAGAGCACAAAGUCGACAAGGCCAGUCUAUAUAACUUCUCCAAGCUGAAGAAAAGCAGAAAAUGGCUGAAGGGCAUCUUGGUGAGCGAUGACACCACAGAUACGGAUACGGACUCAGAUGAUUCUGACUUCACAAUGACGCGGGAGGAACUGCAGGACAUGCUGCGCCUACACAAGUUCACCAAACUCCACCAGAGCAAGUUUCACUCGGACCGAGAGCUGCAGCAUUAUCAACACUACAGUACAGGCCUACUGUCCACCCACGAUCCAUUCUACGAGCAGCAGCGCCACCUACUGGGCCUCAAGAAAAAGAAAAUUAAGGAAGAGAAGAAAUGUAAAGCCAAGUUAAAAAAGAUGAAGAAGAAGAAGAAACGAGGAGAAGAGUUCUCCAUGGAGGGUCGGGCGCAUGUCGCUAAAAUCUUUGCCAAGUUUUCCCACGAUGCACCUCUUCCCAUGAUUAAAAAAAAGCACUUAACCAUUGAGCAGCUAAACGCUCGUAGACGAAAAGUCUGGCUCACAAUUGCCAAAAAAGAAAUCCCAAAGGCGUUUAAACAGAAAGUCUCUGCAAGGAACUUUGUUUUAACCAAUGUCAAGAAGCUGGCCCACCAGUGUAUGCGUGAGGUCCGUAGGGCUGCGAUCCAAGCACAGAAGAAUUGUAAAGAGACAUUGCCGCGAGCACGCCGCCUGACUAAAGAAAUGCUGUUGUACUGGAAGAAGUACGAGAAGGUGGAGAAGGAGCACCGCAAGCGUGCUGAGAAAGAAGCUCUCGAGCAACGCAAGCUGGAUGAGGAGAUGCGAGAGGCUAAGCGGCAGCAGAGGAAACUGAACUUCCUGAUUACUCAGACGGAGCUGUACGCUCACUUCAUGGGGGGCAAGCAGAAUGCGGCAGACAGCACGCAAGACGAAAUCCUACGCAAGCUUGAAGACAACAGUGGCCAGCGGCAGAUCGACAUUGGUGGAGGGGUUAUGGUCAACGUUGGUCCGGAGGACUACGACAGUGAAUACUACAAAUCGCAGGCCCUAAAAAACGCAGAAGAGGCGUACCAGAUCCACCAGGCCAGAACCAGAUUGUUUGAUGAGGAAGCAAAAGAUAGUCGUCAUGCCUCCCAGCAUGCGGCCAGAGCCUCCAGCUCAGGGUUUGGCGAGAGCUACAGCCUGUCAAACCCAUCUAUUCAAGCAGGUGAAGACAUUCCCCAGCCUACCAUCUUUAAUGGAAAACUCAAGGGUUAUCAGCUCAAAGGCAUGAAUUGGCUGGCCAAUCUUUAUGAACAGGGUAUUAAUGGUAUUUUGGCAGAUGAGAUGGGGUUGGGCAAGACGGUCCAGAGCAUUGCCCUUUUAGCUCACCUGGCAGAGAGGGAAAACAUCUGGGGACCAUUCUUGAUCAUCUCCCCAGCCUCAACACUCAACAACUGGCAUCAGGAGUUCUCCCGCUUUGUACCAAAAUUCAAGGUGCUACCUUAUUGGGGGAACCCUCAUGAUCGUAAAGUUAUUCGAAAAUUUUGGAGCCAGAAAACCCUUUAUACACAGAAUGCACCCUUUCAUGUGGUGAUCACCAGUUAUCAGCUGGUAGUGCAGGAUGUGAAGUAUUUCCAGAGAGUGAAAUGGCAGUAUAUGGUUCUGGACGAGGCCCAGGCAUUGAAAAGUAGCACCAGUGUCCGAUGGAAGAUUCUUCUUCAGUUUCAGUGUAGAAACCGCCUGCUGCUGACAGGGACGCCCAUCCAGAACACGAUGGCUGAGUUGUGGGCUCUACUUCACUUCAUCAUGCCGACUCUGUUUGACUCCCAUGAGGAGUUCAAUGAGUGGUUUUCCAAGGACAUCGAGAGCCACGCAGAGAACAAAUCAGCUAUUGAUGAAAACCAGCUUUCCAGAUUGCACAUGAUCCUGAAGCCUUUCAUGCUGCGGCGAAUCAAAAAGGACGUGGAGAACGAGCUCUCUGACAAGAUUGAAAUCCUGACCUACUGCCAGCUGACCAGCAGGCAAAGGCUGCUCUACCAAGCUCUCAAGAACAAGAUUUCUAUCGAGGACCUGCUGCAGUCCUCCAUGGGUUCGGCCCAGCAGGCUCACACCACCACCAGCAGUCUCAUGAACCUCGUCAUGCAGUUCAGGAAGGUUUGUAACCAUCCAGACUUGUUUGAGCGACAGGAGAUACGCUCUCCUUUUCACAUGUCUUUGAAGCCCUUCGUCAUGUCCAAGUUCAUGUUCCGACACGGCCUUCUCCGCACAUCUGACCACAGCAAGACCAAGCUGAAGCAGACUGUGCUUUCUCCGUUCUCUGCUCAGCACAUUCAACAGUCCUUGUUUGAUAGAAAAACCGAUAAAGAAGCCAGCAGCUUUUCCUUCUUGCGUUUCAUUGACGUUUCUCCUGCUGAGAUGUCCAACAUCAUGCUUCAGGGGACCGUAGUGAGGUGGUUAGCCCUAUAUCUGUCCUUUAAGUCAGCCUACAGGAUUCACCAUAGUCGCUUGUGGGAUGAAGAGGAGGAGGAGAACGAGGCCAAAGAGAGAGCUGGAUUAUGCAAACCAUGUCUUUCACGCAGAGAUCUUAUCCUGUGGAUAAACCGGCCAACAUCGUUCCCAAAUCUCCAUAGCAGUGUUGUUGUACAGGAUUUGUUGUUCACCUCCACACGGCCGUUGCUGCUCUGUCACACCGACGUGAAGAUCUACAGCAGACGCUCAUCCGCUCACACAUUCAGGCCUUGCCAACCCACUCAGCCACCCAAGUUUUUAUUCACCGUCACACCCAGGGUAACUUCAGUUCCCAUGGAACGAUACUGCGUGGACCGGAGUGCUGAGUAUGAAUGGAGAUUAAUACGUGACGGUGGAAAUCUCAUUGCCAAGCAGUGUUUCCUGUACGGCUCUCCCGAGCUGGCUUGUGCUUGGGCGCAACGCUCUCAGACCUUCCACCCACAGAGCCCAGGGGGCGUCGUGGCACUGCAACAGAGACACGGCUGGUCCUUCAUAAGGAUUCCAGAUAAAGAGUCUCUCAUAACAGACAGCGGGAAGCUUCAUACUCUGGACCUGCUCCUGACUCGAUUAAAGUCUCAUGGCCAUCGAGUUCUCAUCUACUCUCAAAUGACCCGCAUGAUAGACCUUUUAGAGGAGUACAUGGUGUACCGCAAACAUACCUACAUGCGACUGGACGGGUCAUCCAAAAUUUCAGAACGCCGGGACAUGGUGGCUGACUUCCAGAGCCGGACGGAUAUUUUUGUCUUCCUUUUGAGUACCAGAGCCGGAGGUCUGGGGAUAAACCUGACAGCUGCAGAUACGGUGAUCUUCUAUGACAGUGACUGGAACCCCACAGUUGACCAGCAGGCAAUGGAUAGAGCCCACAGGUUAGGACAAACCAAACAGGUCACAGUCUAUCGGCUCAUCUGCAAGGGCACUAUUGAGGAACGCAUCCUACAGAGGGCCAAAGAAAAGAGUGAGAUUCAGAGGAUGGUGAUAUCUGGAGGAAACUUUAAACCUGAUACUCUGAAGCCGAAAGAGGUUGUCAGCCUGCUGCUGGAUGAUGAGGAGCUGGAGAAAAAAUUGCGAUUACGGCAAGAGGAGAAACGUCAGCAGGAGGAAAGCAGUAAGGUGAAGGAGAGGAAGAGGAAGAGGGAGAAGUAUGCAGAAAGAAGGAAAAAGGAGGAUGAUCCCGACACUAAGAAGAAGAAGGACGGUAUGAAUGUGGUUAUUCCUUAUGUCCCAUCCGCAGACAACUCCAACCUGUCAGCAGAUGGAGAAGACUCAUUCAUCAGUGUAGACAUGGACUCAGCCAUGCCCAGCCCCUUCAGUGAGAUCUCCUUGAGCAGCGAGCUCCAGCCCAGCUCUAUUCCUGCAGAUGAGAGCAGCAGUGAUAUGCUGGUUAUCGUGGAUGAGCCCACAUCUUCUGCUCCACAGUCCCGUGCUACCAACUCCCCCGCCUCCAUUACUGGUUCUGUGUCCGAUACCAUGAAUGGUGUCUCCUCGCAAGAUGUGUCCAGUCCAGGCAAGGGAAGGUCUGGUCGGAGUCGGGGAAGACCGAAAGGCUCUGGAGGAACUGGAAAGUCUUCAGUAAGGAAGGGCAGGGGACGGAAGUCAAUAGCGGGUAGCGCCGCAGCCAUGGCAGGGGCGAUGGCAGGGGCAGCGGCCGCCUCUGCAGCCGCAUAUGCGGCGUAUGGCUACAGUGUUUCUAAAGGUAUUCCAGCGAGUGGCUCCAUACAACCUGCUCUCAUUCGUUCUUCAGCCACACCUGCCUUUGUUUCGGCUGGCACUUCUUCCCCGCAGGCUAAGGGAAGCGCUAUGACCACCAGCUCACAGACAUUAGCACACGGCAGUUCACAAAGCCAUCACAACCCUAUGAAGAAAGGUAAAGGACCCAGCAACCACAGUGGGCGGUAGCAGCCUGCGUUAAACUAGUAGUGUGGCCAGUACAUUUUUAGUCCCAGGGUAACAAUUCUCAUGCUUAUGAUUACACCACAAGCCCUGUCAUCACAGUGAAACCCAACCUGAUGCCCAUCCUGGUUUAGUAGCGUACCCUGAUUUGUAUCCAUUCCAACGAUGGCAAGGAAUAUGAAAGAUUAAACGCUUUUCCAAAAGCAAAGCCUUUGGGAUCCAUAACAAGAAUUUAAAUAUCUUAUUUAGGUUAUUAUUCCUUCAUGCAUAUAAAACAGAAAAUAACCAUUAUAAGGGUGACAGAAGUGUGUUAUAUUAUUAACAACUGUUCCUUUUUUGCUGAUGACCAGGGUUGAAUUAGAGAUAUAAAAAAAUCAUUUCUAGAAUUUGUCAUAAAAACGACAUGAGCGGAAAUUCAAAAAUGAGUAUAAAUUGGAUAAGGUUUCGAGGGUAUUGAUUGAGGACCCCCUGGAACAAAUUCUUUACCAUAUGACCAUAUAUGAACAGAUAAGACUGCUUUUGUAAGAUUGCUCUUAUUUUUGUAGAACAAAUUUGAUGUGUUAAGUGUGAAGAAUACCGAAUGGCCUUCUCUUUCUGUUUAUUUGCUGCAUAUUCAAAGAUUUUGGCUUAAAUGCUAAUAUAUAUUUUCUCUUGGAAAGAGUAAAAUAAAUCAAUGUGUUUUGUAGUAAAUACAAUGAAAAAAUUCCUGAAGUGGUGAAUGCUGCUGAAAAUUGUCACUACGCAGAGUCCUAUGUGACACAAAAUAUUUGGAUGUGAAAUGUAUCAUAGCUUAAGUUAAAACUUAGUAAUUUAUGAUGAUUUGUGCUAUAUUUGUGUGUAUAUUGUAAUGAAGCCGUUUUAUUUUUAAAUAACACAAUGAACCAUUCGUAAUUAUUUUGCAUCCGUGAUAUACAGUAUGGCUGUUGUUUUUGAGAGAGGCUUAAUUUGUCUUGAAAUGUGAUGAUAGAUGUUAUAUGUAUAUAAAUACUUAUAGGGUAUCUUCCCUCAGAGUUGUCCAUUUCAUCCGCUUGUCUAUUUUUAUAAGUUUGUGUAAAUACGUAAUGACAAAUCCGCACUGGCCCUUUUAAAUACUAAUAAAAACUGACUCGAUUUCA
This is a messenger RNA of Paramisgurnus dabryanus, 5940 nucleotides long. It is a transcript of the gene ino80, whose product is annotated as INO80 complex ATPase subunit. Gene Ontology annotation, biological process: DNA repair; chromatin remodeling; DNA-templated transcription. The record is from RefSeq and is a predicted model, not a curated record. Lineage: Eukaryota; Metazoa; Chordata; Actinopteri; Cypriniformes; Cobitidae. Gene Ontology annotation, cellular component: nucleus; Ino80 complex. Gene Ontology annotation, molecular function: DNA binding; histone binding; ATP binding.